GAUCCGCGGUGGCCAGGACGCAGACGCCGCCUGAGGAAGUCGAGCAGCUCCGCCGAGGGGCCGGGAAGGCUAGUUCCGGGGAGUGGCUCCUGUGCCCUCCGCCAGAACAUCCAAGCAAACAAGGAGCAGAUUCGUUGUGUGACCCUUUCUCAGAUUAUUUUUGGAGAAAAACACUGGAAGUAUGCACAGGCUUUGACCAGCCUGGCUUAUGGCUACCUGACACUAAGAGGCCUCCCAGCUCAGGCCAAGAAACAUGCUGAGUCUGCCAAGGACACACUGCUAACCUGGAAGGAAAACACGACCUCAGACAAGGAAAAAAAAGAGAUCCUGGAAGCUCUGGUUAUGCUCUACUACACUCUAGGGGUGGCCUGGCUCCUGCAGAACCAUGGCAGAGAGGCUUAUUUCAACCUGCAAGAACCAGAGAGAAACAUGAAAGAAUGGAAAGAACUGUAUAAGGGAGGCAUUCAUAGGUUACAAGUCUCCCAGAAAGACCUAGCGAUUGCUUUGGCCAGAGCCUCCUUGGCCAUCCGCAGGUUGAACCUGGCUCUGGCAUACUUUGAAAAGGCAAUUGGCAGUGUUGUGGCCACUAAGGGUGAUAGGUCAUUGGAUCUGGUCAGUCUGUAUGAGGAAAUUGCUCAAAUUGAACAGCUGAGGAGGAACCAUGACCAGGCCAUCCAGCACUUAAAGCAGUUCCAUUGUAUCUGUGUUUCUAUGUUCACUGAAGUCAGCCCCCAAACUGCAGAGGCUAGUGCGCUAGUAGCCAAGGCUUAUGGCAUGUCUGGAGAGACCCAACACAGGGAUGCUGUUGAGAUAUAUUUUAUCAAAAGUAUCAGUGCAUAUCAAGCAACACUGGGCCCAGAGGAUUGUGAAACACUGACAACCAUAGAAGAAUUUUGCAAAUGGCUCAUCCAAAAUGGGGAAAGACAGUGUCUGAUGAUUCAAAUUCUCUUAUAUGGGAGUGAGCACAGCAAAAGCAGAGACACAAAAAAAUCUCCUUACUCUCCUGCAGAGGGGUCAUGCAGGAGGACCUUCUUUCCUUGUAGAAUUUUCUUUCAUCACAAAAUGGUAGGAAAAACUUGGAUGUCUCAGUAGCUAAACACUGAUACAUGUUUAUGUCCAAAUAAUAAGAUGCAUGUUUAUGACCAUAAUAUGGUCAUUCAAAAGUAUGAAGUAGAGCUGUAAAGGGUUAUGGAAAAACACCAAAGAUAUAUUGGUAGGGGUAAAAACAUGAAAAAAAAUGUAUUAGUGAGCAUUAUAUGUAGUAUAACCAUAAAUACAUGUAAAUAUGUAGUCAGUGAAGGUAACAGAAAUUAUCUCUGGGACAUAGGAUUAUGGGGGCUUUCAACUUCUAUGUUAUAUAUUUGUAUUAUUUGAAUUUUGUUUUCUUUUGACAAAUAUAUGUAUCUUUGAUAAUAAAGAAAUUUUUAAAGAGUAUGGCAUAUAUGUCAAAUAUUAACAUACAGUAUUAUGUAUUAAAAGAAUGGACUACAGCCAGAUGCCUAGGUUAUACUCCCAGCUGUUAUUACUUCUCAGUGUCCUCAGAUAUAAACUGGGGACAAUAAUACCUACUUUGCAAGGUAUUGUGACUGAUUGAAUUAAUAUAAGUAAAACUGCUCAGAAAGAUGACUGAUACAUAUGUGCUAAUUAGAGGUAAUGAUAAGAGAAUGAUUAGUAAUAAGCCAUUAUAUUGUCAAAUAAAAAAUCACCACUGAUUUUAGAGUGAGCUGUAUUGGUAGAACAGAUUUUUGAGAUUCCUGUUUGUCUAGUACUUAAUUAAAUACCUCCCCAAAUCAGGAACUCGCUCAUUAUCUGUCAAAGUAGACAGGAUGGUACUAGUUAGAAGACUAUAGUUUAAGGUCAUGGACUUUAGAGUCAGACAGACUUGUGUUUGAAUCAAUGCUCUGCCAUUUUCUGUGUGUCAUCAGGCAAGUUACCCUGAGAUGUUUUCUCCAGUGAGGAUUAGAAUAGUAUCUGUACUAUGGAAACAUAAUGAAGAGUAAAUGAGAUAAUUUACAUAAAGCACUUAGCACAGUAUCUAGUAUAUGGUAAGUGCUCAAUAAAUAAUAGCUUCUCUUACAACUCCUAUUACAAUAGUUAAUCAUCCAAACUUACUGGAAGUAUCAAAGUAUGGUGUAUCAACUUCAUCUUUGUCCUUGUUAGAUAUCUGUAGGACAACUGCACGAUGAAGUUACAUUGGGGUAACUUUUGAUGGGUCUUAAACUAUAGAAGCCAACAGAAGGAAACAAAGAAAACCAUCCUUUUCUCUUUACAAGGGGGGAAAGAGAGAAGGUACCUCAAUACCCACUAAUCUAUGUGAUCUACUGUCCUCUUGGUCAUGUGAACAAAAUAGAAAGAAGCUUCUGGGCUGAGGGGCUGGGGGUGGAAAGCCAAAGAAAAGUAGGAUUUGGGGAGAUUAUCUCCAGAGAGCACUGCAGCAAGGAGGGGAAUAGGUGAUAUGCUCAGUAAGUUUUGUGUCAGCCAAUCCAGUGUUGGGUAAGACUUUAGUGAUAACAUUU
Manis pentadactyla (Chinese pangolin) is the source of this 2516-nucleotide messenger RNA. It is a transcript of the gene TTC23L, whose product is annotated as tetratricopeptide repeat domain 23 like. NCBI's taxonomy places the organism in Eukaryota, Metazoa, Chordata, Mammalia, Pholidota, Manidae. The record is from RefSeq and is a predicted model, not a curated record. The annotation marks the transcript as partial. Gene Ontology annotation, molecular function: protein binding. The transcript is spliced from 9 exons.